AUGUUUGCAGAGUUUUUGAAGUGGAAGAACGAGAGACUCUUCGGACAGCAUGGGUUGAUUCUGUUUGGAGAGCCUUCUCCAUUAACCUUUGCUUUAGAGGACUUACCUCAGGACACAAUGCCAAAACGUCAACUGCAUUAUUCUAGUGAAUCCACCAACGAGAGCCACAAUCUGGACACUCUCCAACACGAUGUCCACCCUUCGCAUCUUGACACAGCUGAUAUCGCUUAUCUUCAAGCAAAGGGGGCUUUUGUGAUGCCAUCUGAAAAGACCUUGGAGUACUUUGUUACUGUCUUUUUCACCAAAUUCUAUCCUUUAUAUUCCAUCGUGGAAAAGGAGGCACUUAAAAAAGCACUAAAAAUCGGGAAACUACCCUGGAUUUUGAUUCACACUGUCUGCUUUAUAGGAGCAACUUUUUGCGAUUUGCCAGUCAUCUUUAAGUCUGGGUUCGACUCUAGAUUUGAGGCACGGAAACAUUAUUAUACCAAAGCCAAGUUGAUGUUUGAUACUGGCUAUGAGACAGGCAAAGUUAUCCUGCUCCAAUCAGCUAUUAUGUUGAGCUUCUGGGGGCCCCAUUUGCAGAGUUACUGCAAUCCGUGUUCUUGGAUCAAUAUUGCGAGCACUUUAGCAAUAUCCCUAGGGCUUCAUCGCACGGCAACUCACUCAAAUAGCCCUAGCGAUAAAGGUCUUCUUCGAAGGUUAUGGUGGACUCUGGUGGUACGAGACACCUUCUGCUCAAUUCUAUUGGGACGACCAUUUCGAAUCAAUUUAUCACAGUGCAACACGGAAGCGCCGAAUAUAGAGGAGUUUGAAACCCCGGAAGAUGGGUUCUAUCAGGUGCAAAUUGGCCACCUAUCCCUUCUCCUUAGGGAUGUUGUUUAUUAUCGUUUCGGUCCUGGAAACAUCGAUCUUUCUCUAGAAAAGAUACAUGCCAACCUCGACACAUGGUAUUUAAGGAUACGCAUUUCUCUGGAACAGUGGCCUAAUCCGCCCUUCAAAUGUUCCACUGCAUUUGAGCUUCUCUACAACUAUCACGUCCUUCUGUUAUAUAUUGAAAGUCCUUCAGUUUUCCGUCGGUUUACAGAUGCGCAACCACAUCCUCCUGAUCCCCAACCCGGGACGGUCAUCGAGUCCAGUGCAAUAAUGAUUGCCUCCCAUGCUAUCAACCUUGUCUCCAAGGUUGAAGUCUGCGAUGUUCCCCAUGAACUGUAUCCCGCAUUCUUCGUGGCAGGGACAGUGCUAUACCGGCAAUCACAAAAUGCGCACCCAACGAUGUCCCAAAUGUCUCGCGCCCACCUAGAUAAUUGUCGAACUGUGCUGAACCAAAUUCGAGAGUCAUGGGACCCUGGUAACUGGGCAAUGCAUAUUUUCGAUUUUCUAUGCUCCGAUCGCAAUAUCACGGCGCGUUCGAAAGACCGUGACACACCUGCGGCUGCCACACAAACGGAUGUCAAUUCUACAAUUACCGUUGACCAAGCACCCCCUCAAUCCAUGCUCGGUGGUGAUAUCACUCUUGAUUUAAAUUUGGAAACAAUGAUGAAUGGAGAGUCCGCUGAAAUCGGAGAUUACUUACUCAUGCCUAACUUCCUACUACCCGCCGCUGAGGGAUGGCCGGCUCUUCAGCUUUGA
Molecule: messenger RNA, 1629 nt
Organism: Penicillium soppii
Lineage: Eukaryota; Fungi; Ascomycota; Eurotiomycetes; Eurotiales; Aspergillaceae
Product: fungal specific transcription factor domain-containing protein
Exons: 1
Coding region: 1-1629 (542 amino acids)
Biological process (GO): DNA-templated transcription
Molecular function (GO): zinc ion binding; DNA binding
Source: RefSeq, a predicted model, not a curated record